AUGUCUUCAAGAACAUCUUUCAAGCCAGUCGAGGUGCAGGUAGUAUAUGGAGAGUGCGGACACGUUUUGAGAAAGACCCAGGUAAUCCCCAUCCAAGUCCCCACAGGAGGAGAGACGUCCAAGAAUAAGAAACGCAGCGGCUCUACUUCAUCUAACACAUCUAAAUCAUCUCGUCGCAGCAGCUGGAAAUCUUUCCUCUGCACUGGCGCAGAACAAGCUGAGAGUGACUCUGACAAUGAAGCAGAUCUCGAAUUCCAGUGUGCAGGAAUUGAACUCGUCGACCAUAUUGCCGGCUUGUGUCCAGACUGCACUACCCGACAAAGCCGCUUGAUUGCCCAGCAACAAGCACGAGGCGCCGAAAUCAUCCGCGCUCAAAUUGCUCAAGAGCAAGAUGAUGAGCGUGAACGACAACGUCGAAGCUAUAGGCGCAUGGAAGACAGACGUACCAAGUUCAGAUGCGGCAAAUGCGUCAAAGAAGAUCGUCAUCCUAUUGACCGAUCGGCAAAUGACGGAUUCUGCUGCGAAUUCGGACAAUCGUUCUGGAAUGCCAAGAUACCCGAUGCUGAACACUUUUCAGUCCCUACCACGGAAUUGAAGCGCAUGACACUCGGCACAGCUGAAGCACGACACGCCGCGACCAAGGCAGCCAAUUCCUAUGGAUGGAAAUCCCAACCUGAUCGGUUCAACAGUAUUGAACCAGAGGUUAUUUCCCAAUUCAUCGGAAUCCCAGGAACCCAGCCUGCGUCUUUACCUGCUCCAGCAGUCCCCAGAUACGAGGACGCUAACCUAGACAUCGAUCGAUGGAACUCUCAGGUACAAACAUAUCGAGGCACUGCGCCCGCACCAAAUAGACCACUCCCUCCAACCCCAUUGUCGAGAAAGCCUCGGGCUACGCCAGUGAGAUUGCAACCAUCUGAUGGACGACAAGGAGCUAGCAAGGUAAUUCCGCUCAGGACCAAGGACUCAGAUGUGUCUGUCAUGACAUCCCCAUUGAAGAGUGGCGAGGUGUCACCAGUGUCACCCACCAACAGUCAUUGGCCAUCGAGCCUUUCUAGACCAUCAAGCCUUACUAGACCCAAGACCCAAGAUGAGGAAUACAACUUGGAAAGAGAGAUGUCAAAUCUUGAACGCGAAAUUGAUGGUGCACUAGAGAGUUGGACACAGCCACAAGCAGAACCAGAACCACAACCACAAGAGAGACGACGCAGAAGAUGA
Molecule: messenger RNA, 1215 nt
Organism: Botrytis sinoallii
Lineage: Eukaryota; Fungi; Ascomycota; Leotiomycetes; Helotiales; Sclerotiniaceae
Exons: 1
Coding region: 1-1215 (404 amino acids)
Source: RefSeq, a predicted model, not a curated record